Molecule: messenger RNA, 1035 nt
Organism: Trichoderma citrinoviride
Lineage: Eukaryota; Fungi; Ascomycota; Sordariomycetes; Hypocreales; Hypocreaceae
Product: FAS1 domain-containing protein
Exons: 1
Biological process (GO): macroautophagy
Cellular component (GO): fungal-type vacuole membrane
Source: RefSeq, a predicted model, not a curated record
AUCGUUGCGCCUUCAAACGAGGCCUUCAAAAACAUCCCCUAUACCGCCCUCAAUGGCAUCUGGGAUCCAGAUGACAAGGCCACCACCGUGCCGCUCCUGCAAUACCACGUCCUUCUAGGAACAGUCGCAACCGCUGGUCUCGACACGGGCCCAACAUAUGUCCGGUCCACGCUCCUCACCAGCCCUCGCUACACCAACGUGACGUUUGGCCAGAACGUCCUCAUCGCCAAGCAGCCCGGCGACACCGUCGUCUUCACCACCAGCAUGGGCACCCGCUGCACGCUGCAGGAGGGCGACAUCACCUUCCAGGGCGGCCUCGUCCAGGUGGUGGACAACCUCCUCAUCCCCCCUGCCCGCAUUGAGAACACUACCAAGGCGUUCAACGUGCCCAACUUCCUGGGCGGUCUCUACGCGAGCAAGCUCAUGCCCAAGAUCUCGGACGAGCAGAACAUCACCGUCUUCGCCCCCGUAGACAGCGCCUUUGCCGCCGUCGGCGGCUCGCUCAAGCACCUCGACGCGAAGUCUCUCGCCCGCGUCAUGGGCUACCACGUCAUCCCCAACCAGGUGCUCGUCUCGUCCGCCCUGACCAACGGCACGCGCUUCGAGACGCUGGCCAAGAACGCCGCCGGCAACGCCCCGGAGUCCAUCACCAUCCGCCAGGCCGGCAACAACAAGUUUGUCGACUCGGCGCAGAUUGUGCAGCCCGACAUUCUGCUCGCCAACGGCAUCAUGCACCUCAUCUCCAACGUGCUGAACCCCGAUGCCGAUGCCGCGCUGCCGAAUCCCACCGCGCCCACGCAGGCGCCCGUGUUCCCCGUGAGCACGGCGAGGAACCCGUUCACUUCGGCGCUGCCGUGCACGGUUUCUUGCCCGGUCCCUACGACGGCGUACAACACUACCUCUGAGCCGACCGCUACGAGCACGACGAGCGUCUUCACGAGUAAGAGCAAGGGCGCUGCUGGAGCUUUGGCUACGGCGAAUAUUCACGCUGCCGGGGCGGCGCUUGGUUUGCUUGGCGCGGGCAUGUUGUUGUGA